CUUCCCCGCGGGCGGCGCCGCAGCGCGAGGGGCCGCCGGGCGCAGGCGACAUGUCCAAGAAAAAAGGACUAAGCUUUGAAGAGAAGAGAGCUCGCAUGAUGGAGAUCUUUUUUGAAACAAAAGACGUGUUCCAGCUGAAGGAUAUAGAGAAGAUUGCUCCAAAAGAAAAAGGGAUUACAUCCAUGUCAGUGAAGGAGAUUCUGCAAAGCUUAGUGGAUGAUGGCAUGGUGGACACUGACAGAAUUGGAACUUCCAACUAUUUCUGGGCCUUUCCAAGUAAGGCUCUUCAUGCCAGGAAGCGUAAACUGGAAGAACUGCAGGCUCAGUUUGCUGAAGGCACUCAGAAGAAGGAGGCUUUGCAGAAAAACAUUGAGAAAUCCAAAAUCGGACGUGAGGAUACUCCUGAACGUGCAGCUCUAAUAGAGGAACUUGCAGCUCUCCGGCAGAAGAAAGAGCAGCUAAAGGCAGAGAUAGACAAAUACAGAGAAUGUGAUCCAGAUGUUGUUGAAGAAAUGCGCCAAACAAACAAAGUAGCCAAGGAGGCAGCCAACCGAUGGACGGAUAACAUCUUUGCAAUAAAGUCCUGGGCCAAGCGUAAAUUUGGAUUUGAAGAAAGCAGAAUUGACAAAAGCUUUGGAAUCCCAGAAGAUUUUGACUACAUUGAUUAAUGUUCAGCAGUUGAUUGCUGACACAGUUGUAAAUAGUUKGUUAAGUAUUGCUCAGUUGGCAUUUAUAGGUAUAUAUGAAUGCUCUCCAAACAGACUAUCCCCUUUUAAUUUUGAGAUUUUCUUACAGUUAAUAAAAUUCUAAAAAUACCAUUCCAAUUUCUUUUUAACUUCUUUUUUCCAUCCUGAUGCUCUUUGGAAAAUUAAUUGCCCCUGUGUAAGACAAGCCAAGAUUGGACCGAGAUUAUAGGGAAUAAUUAUCACCUUUGUGCUUUUGCUCAAUUGGAGGUGAUAUAACUAAGCUAGAAGCUCCAAGGAAUUAUGUUUAAGCAAGGUGAAGACACUGGAAAUAUUACUGGAAGAUAYGCAAGAAAAGUUUUCCCUGAGGCACAAAAAGUGUGUAAUCCAUCYGAGGCAGUAUGAGAUGAAGAGAAAGACCCGGGCUUGAUUUCUCCUUUUGCUUUACUGUGUUGCUACAGUUGCUUGUGAGUUCAGAGACAAAUGUUUUUUGUUAUUUGAAGAAAAAGAAAUGGUUCAUCAGAGCUCAGUCUUUUCCUGUAUGUGUAGUAUAUUUGAGAAUAUUUGUUUUGAGAAUUUCUCUCUGAUUGAGGUUGAAGCUGCAUUGGAGAGAACUGAUCCAUCCAUUUGCAUCACAGUCAACUUUAGAUGCUUGUUUGGGAUGCGAGAGACCAAAUUCAAAUUGUUGAUCAAAACUGGGCAGAUUUGGGCCUGUUUUGAUUUAUGUAUAUUUUUCAAAUUUAAAUAAAAAGCACAGCCAAUGAAAAUAGUAACAAAUUUCCAAAAGUCUCGCUUUUUUUUGCUGAAACUUCACAAGCUGAACUUUUUGCUGAAACUUUGCUUCCCUUGAACUUCUGCUUUCUGACUCUGGUCAUUGCAUGGCCACAGAAGGAGGAUGGAAACUAUAAAUUGGUCUUGGAUCUCCCACAUUGGUGAACUGCAAGACCACAUCUCUGCUGUGCAACUUCAGAGGUCAUUACAGGUUUGCCAGCCAGGAUAAUAAUCUAUAUACUUUUAGAAGACAAUUAUACCUUGUGCUAGA
Nothoprocta perdicaria is the source of this 1725-nucleotide messenger RNA. RefSeq names its product meiotic nuclear divisions 1 (gene MND1). The record is from RefSeq and is a predicted model, not a curated record. Gene Ontology annotation, cellular component: nucleus. The transcript has 8 exons. Gene Ontology annotation, molecular function: double-stranded DNA binding. NCBI's taxonomy places the organism in Eukaryota, Metazoa, Chordata, Aves, Tinamiformes, Tinamidae. Gene Ontology annotation, biological process: reciprocal meiotic recombination. The coding region runs from base 51 to 668 and encodes 205 amino acids.